This is a messenger RNA of Wyeomyia smithii (pitcher-plant mosquito), 2185 nucleotides long. RefSeq names its product myoneurin-like. Gene Ontology annotation, biological process: regulation of transcription by RNA polymerase II. NCBI's taxonomy places the organism in Eukaryota, Metazoa, Arthropoda, Insecta, Diptera, Culicidae. The transcript is spliced from 2 exons. The record is from RefSeq and is a predicted model, not a curated record. The coding region runs from base 207 to 2138 and encodes 643 amino acids. Gene Ontology annotation, cellular component: nucleus. Gene Ontology annotation, molecular function: DNA-binding transcription factor activity; zinc ion binding; RNA polymerase II cis-regulatory region sequence-specific DNA binding.
AAUAUGUAGAGUUCUUUUUUUCUCACACACAAAACCCAGAAAAAUAUCAGCAGCUCGUUUCUCUAAUUACAAGUCGUUGAAGAUAUUUCUAAACAAACAAAACAAAUUACAAUUAACAAAUUGUUUGGCAAAAGUAUAUUUUUCUCUAAUUGUGUUAUAAAACGAGUGAAUUGCAAUGACGAGUAAAUAUUAAUAUUAACAAAAUCAUGGACAAAUUAAUUCAGAAAUGUCUCGUACCUGGCUGCGAGCUUAGAACAAACAACUGCGAAGUACUUUUUUUCAACUUUCCUUCAUCGGAUCGAAGUCUGAUUCGAAUUUGGAACAAAGCGCUAGGUUUUCGUGCGAACUGUAAGCAUAUUCCUGAUCCAAAAGUAUGUGAAAAACAUUUCGACGAGUCUGAAAUUGAUAAAAGUGUUUCGCCAGUUAAAUUAAAGGUUAAUGCUGUACCAAGCAUUGGGGUGGUAUGCACAUCAAAUUCUACCACGAAUGAAGCAACCACCAGUAACGUAACGUCAUUGACCAUAGUACAGCAAAAUUAUUGCCGGUUGUGCGCAAAAACGGAACGACAGCCAUUCAAGAAUAGCAUUGAAAAAAUGAUGAGAUGUAAUGAUACGGCUAAAUUGCUAAACAUCUGCUUAGGUCCUGGACAAGACGAUACGAAACUUCCUAAUGGAGCUUGUGACGCUUGUUGCCACAUGAUCAAAUUUUUGAUAAAAUUCAUUAAAAAUUGCUGUGGGGCACAGUGUAAACUAUUAAAAAUAUAUUCGGCACAAAAUGAAAUGACUUGUACUGGAGAUAUGAAACCAGCAGAAACUACUAUCAAAAAAGAAUUUGAUGAAAUUUCUCAUGAGCUUCCAACGGAUUACCUUGAAAUUGGAAUGGAGAAACAGGAAAACCAUGAAGUAUCAAGUAAUGAUUUAGAAGACAUAACUGAGGAUGAACGAAUCUGUCGCCCAGAAAAAGACAGCGAUGAUGCUGAGGUUAAAAAAGAACUCGACGGUAAUCAAUCUGAUUCUGAGUUUGAUUCGCCGAAAACUUUCCAAGACUCCUCGUCGGAAAGUGAAUCUGAAUCGGAUGAUGAAUAUGAACCUACAGAGCCCUUAAAAGUAAAAGAAGACGAUUCUGCUUGUUUAAAAUUCGAAGAUCACAGGAUGAUGUUAGAUUAUAAAAUAAAUAAAAGACGUGGUCGUCCGAGAAAAAAUGCUUCACGACAUUCUAACAAAACCAGGGUAUCUCGUAAAACACGUGGAAUUCAUGACAAAAAUAUGGAAGACAAACCAGCAUCCUUAAGUAAACAAAUAUGUCAAGUAUGCGGAAAAAUACUAUCAAGUACUGCUACAUUCAACGUACAUAUGAUGACCCAUACACAGCAGAAAGACAUUGUUUGCCCUAUAUGUGAUCGAAGGUUCUAUGUGAAACAACAAUUAAAAAUUCACAUCGAAUCGAUUCACGAAAAAAAAGAAUUUGUUUGCAAUAUUUGUGGUCUAAAAUGCCGUUGGAGGAAAAGUCUUCGACGGCAUAUGCUACUACAUGAUGAUAAUCCCUAUAAACAUAAAUGCACAUAUUGUGACAAAGCUUUUGCAAGACCUAAUCAGUUGAGGUAUCACGUAAUGAAGCAUACUGGUGAUCGUGUCUAUUGCGAAAUUUGUGGAGCUGAUUACAGGUUUAACUAUAUGUUAACGCAGCAUAAAAUUCGCAAACAUGGAGUUAUUGUAGAAGGAGUGCAGUUGUACAAACAGAGUGCCCGAAAAAAGAAAUCCGAUAGCGGAGAUCUGAAUACCCGUCGUAACCGCAUGGCAACUACUCAGCAGACAAACCUUCAGGCGCAGCAAUCCCUCGUGCAUCAACCUACUAUUGCUUUACCAACGUUGUCUGCAAACGUACAUGACCGUACUAAUCGUAGUGAUCUGUCUCAUACUACAGAUCUAGGAAGUCCCGCAACAAAUGUGUCAUUCGCUACAAUAAGUUCUCCAGACCAUUUCCCUAACCAUUCGCAGUCACAUGCAGUUAUACAACCACAUCAUCAGCAUCAACAACCCCACCAUCAGGCAAAUCAGUUAUCAGGAUUUAAUGGAACUGGUUUGAAUUUGCCAAUGUCUCCCGGACUUAUAGGAUUCCCAACUAUGGAAAGACCCUGAACAAACACUAUGCAUAUGAAAUAAAUUCAUUGAGUUAUGAAAAUAAA